Messenger RNA from Tremella mesenterica DSM 1558, 2650 nucleotides. RefSeq lists its product as uncharacterized. The record is from RefSeq and is a predicted model, not a curated record. Bases 539 to 2416 code for a protein of 625 amino acids. The transcript is spliced from 3 exons. Lineage: Eukaryota; Fungi; Basidiomycota; Tremellomycetes; Tremellales; Tremellaceae.
CUACUGGACUUUUUGAUCUUCUUUUAUUGUAAAAUUGAACACAUCAACACACAACGUGUCGAAUACGCGAGACAGUGACUCAAAGGCCCAAGCGCGAAGGUGAAACAACGAAAUCGUAUUGACCUCCUGCCUCUAGCUCCUGCCUUGGACUAUCCCCCUUCCCUCCUUUCUCUCUCACCAACAACCACACCGCUUUCGGCUUUCUUACAUCUCAUCUGAUCUUUCACUUUCCUUCCAUAUUAUUUUCCCAUAGACAGACAUCGAUCAUCGAAAUAGUCUGUCAAAACAUUUUCACUCCAACUUUCCAUCCGACAUCAGCCCUUCACAAGGGUGAACCACUUUCUUUUCUAAUCUUCACGUCAUCUUACCCAUCCUUUGACCUUUUCUUCACAUCCUCCCAUAAACGGUGUUGAUCACCCAACUUCACACUUUGGCGAUUUCCACGACGCAUCCGUCAAUUCUACAGAGAAGACACAAGUUUUCCACUGCGACUGCCGAUUGACCGAAUUCAGUCAUACUCAUUCUUGAGAAAUCCAACAUGGACCCACACUCUUUCCGCUUUGGCCUCGCUGCCGCCGGAGCGCACAAACGUUCCUUUACCAAGAGAUCUUGUAAUCUCGCUUCCGGAGAUCUUUACACUUUCCCCAACUCCUCCUCUACCGUCGAUGCCACUCAACCACUCACAUUCAAAUGGAACACGGAUUGUGACGUUUCGUCCAACAUCGAUCUCUAUCUUUACGCUCCUUCAUCAGCCGCUGGAUUGAUCCACGCAUGGACCAAUGUUCAAUUCUCUUCCGGUGAAUUUACCGCGACUCUCCAGCCAAAAUGGUGGAACGACACCACCACCGCCAAACUACAAUUGAACAUCAUCGAGUCUGGCGGAUAUUCUUUCCUGUCGUCCAACCCUCUGGGUCCAGUCUUCACAGUGAACUACGCCGCCGACGCUAUGUUCUCGACUACGGAGAAGAAUGGCGCGGUCCAAACUCAGACCGCUGCAGCAGCAGCUACAAAUGUCGCCGACGCCGUGUUCCAAGACGUUUCAGACACUUAUAAACAUCACGGUAUCUCCAAAGGAGGUAUCGCGGCUGCUGUCCUCGUUCCCCUUCUGGUCCUGCUUCUUCUCGCAGCGGUUGGGGUCAAGUUCUGGCGAAGCAAGGAAAAAGCGAAUCGCCAGCGAUGGUCCAAAGCUCUGUCUACGCACUCUGGAUUGGAUUGGGAAAAAGGUGCUCGACCAGGCGAAAAGCCUCAAUCGAUUCUCGGUCGACCAAGUAUGUCUACCAUCCAACGUCCGACCUCAUUCGCCGCCUCGUCAACUUACGCCAUCGAAAACAACAUGGCGGGUGCCGGUGCCGGUGGAUUCGCUCGUCCUGACAUAUCUGGUCUGCGUUCAGUGUCCGUCGACAAUAUUCACACUCCUCCCGUCGGACCUCGUCAAUCUCGUAUCUCAUUCGCGGAGGCUGCUCGCCCCGACAGAAGAUCGCGUUUGUCUUUCGGUGGUGAUCUUCGUCCUACUGUCAGUCAUGGUACUCCUGGUACUCCAGUUUUCCGUAUUCCUGGUGGAACGCGAUCUGCUGCGGACCUCAAUACUCCACGCGGUAUCGCCUAUGCUACUGGCUCCGCUCUCGAUGAUGCGGAAGAGGAUUUGAACGUCUCUCCUACUCAAAAAGCUGGUCCUCAACCAUUCGCCGACGCCGAAAUGAAACGUGUCGGUCAAGGACGUCGUACUGGUCGUUUAUCUCGUUUGUCACUCGGCGAUCGUCGACGCAGCUCAGUUGUCUCUGGUGUCGAUGUGGAAGACUUUAAAUCCGCCGCUUCUGCCCGUGGUUCCGUCGAUGAAUUACGAGAUCUCGAAGCUGUCAUGUUGGCUCGUCGAUCCGUCAUGUCCACACUGUCCGUCGGUAAUGUUCAAUCACCCGAUAAUAACCAUGUCGAAGCUCUUGGAGAUCUUCCUCCUAUCCCAUCGCCUACUGGUUCUACCAACAUUGAGUCCCCCGAGACCUCGCCUGUCCCAGCUAUCACCUACGGACCCGAUCAAAUGCUUGCUGUUUACGCCGCUCGAGCGAAAUCUCAAGCUCAAGGUCCGUUGAUACCGGAAAAACCUCAACCGAACAGACAAAACUCCGGUAUGAGACUUUUGACUUCACUAGGCAAGAAGAAUGCCGAUAACACUGGGAACGUCACAAGUCCCACUUCUCUCAUGCCACCACCUCCCGCUCCAGGCGACAUGAAGAGCUACGUUCAUCUCAACCGUGGAACUGUUCCCGCCAACAUUGUCGAAUCAAUGCCUCAUCCUGGUCCUCCAUCUGCCGGACUUUCACCAGGUAUAGCGAUAUCAGGAGGUAGAGGUAGAAGUGGGACGGUCACUCGUCAAUCGGAUGCUUCGGCAUAUUCAGAUGAUGUGGGUAGGGCGGCAUAGAUUCAUCUAAUUCAUUUCCAUUUUCUAUUGAUCACAAUAUAGUUGAAAACAUAUCGAAUAAUGGACAGUUCUUCUCUCUCUCGUCAAUUGUCUCGUUCCAUGUCUCUGUCGAAGGGACAGAUGGAUUCACACUCGUUCGGUUUUUAGGGUUUGAGGAUAUGGUUUAGUGUAUAGUUUUGCGUAGGAUAGGGAUGCGAAACCUCGCUAGUACGAGAUGAAUUCUUGUGAUUAAGC